Molecule: messenger RNA, 4697 nt
Organism: Nerophis lumbriciformis (worm pipefish)
Lineage: Eukaryota; Metazoa; Chordata; Actinopteri; Syngnathiformes; Syngnathidae
Gene: disp2
Product: dispatched RND transporter family member 2
Biological process (GO): smoothened signaling pathway
Cellular component (GO): membrane
Molecular function (GO): transmembrane transporter activity
Source: RefSeq, a predicted model, not a curated record
UGAAAGCAUCUCCACAUUGAGCACCAUUGCAUGUUUUUAUUUUGAAUCCGGUGAUACGUAAAUGUUAAAAAGCAGGAGAUGGACGCUGCUGACUCGACAAAAGGAGACAGCACGGACGCGAUAGUGAUGGAUGAAGAUGAUUGUUCUGCAGACAUCCCAGAUCUCUUUCAUAGUGGGAUCCCGGCGGUGUCGCUGUGCCCCCCCGACGGCGUGUAUCCUGGCCAGGCCCAUUCGAGCGCUUUCCAAGCUGAGCGGGAAUUAUGUGACAGCUGCAGCAGCCUUGGCGGACCCUCUUCCUCCAGUCAGCUAUAUCACCAAGUCCCCCGGGGUCCAGCACAACUACGAAAAUGUCUGCACUGCAACCCUUACCAUGCUCUCGACCCAAACACACGGCGAGAACCGAACAGCACCGUGAGCUCCGAUGCAGAGCCGGGCGGGCGGGUCAAUGUGGGACACAGCUGUGGUUCAGCCCGUCAAAGCAUUCGCCAGCACGGUGCGGCCAGAUGUCACUGGCUGCACGGGUCGAGCGAAGGCGACGUGCAGAAACGGACGCAGCGACACGUGGUGACAGUGGGAGAUGGAGGACUCUACUGCUUGGUGAGAAGCUUCUUCUUUGGUGGUCUUCAUCUUCUUGACAGUUAUUCCCAGGUGCUGGUGGACUACCCACUAGAGGUUCUUGUAGGAUGUGCCUUACUGGUCCUUGGAUGUUCUCUGGCUGGCCUCUUCAUAGGUCCACUGCCGGACUUCUCUGAGCCUCUGUUGGGCUUUGAGCCACGAGGGACACACAUCGCCGUUCGGCAGUCCAGCUUGUCCAGGCUGCAGGAGAACACCGGCCCGGGGAAAGUGUUUGGUCUGUUGCCGGAGCAGCUCAGUAAAAGCAGUGCUCCCAAUGCAGAGGACAACCACAACACCUCAGGACUUCGAUUAAAGAGGAUGUUAGCCAGAGACUCGACUUCAGAGUCCUUCCUGUGCGACGCUCCAGGCCAGCGUUUCGCCCAGCUGGUGUUUCGCUCAGAAAACUCAGCCAGUCUCUGGAGCCUGAAGGCUAUCCACGCCAUGUGCGAGAUGGAACAAUCCAGGAUCCGCUCCCAGGCUCAGUUCCAGGAUGUGUGCCAGCAACAUGUGAGAGCCGAGGCUGAAGUGGCAUCCAGGAGUGGCUGCUGUCCCAGCUGGUCUCUGGGAAAUUACUUAGCCGUCCUAACUAAUGCCUCCUGCUGUCUAAGCCUAACCUCACACAAGGUCUCGGAGGCUCUUAAUCUUCUUCGAAGGUGUGCUCCUUACUACCAUGAAGGACACCUUGUGGAGACAUGUGUUCAAGAACCCAAGUAUGGUAGCUGCUCUUUUGUCCCAUCUCACUGCAAACAGUCCAGCAUAGUUUUCCAAAUUCUACAUUUCCUGGUUGAUAAAGACUUCCUGGGCCCACAGACAACAGAGUAUCAGAUCCCGACCCUCAAGUAUAGUCUUCUGUUUCUACCGGUGGAUAAAGGGGAACACAUGAUGGAGAUCUAUAUGAGGAGCCUGAAGGGAAGAGAUCUCACAUACAAAAAUACAACUAUUACUGGAAUGGAUCUUGGACUCAAGCAGUCACUCUUCAAGUAUUAUCUCGCAAGAGAUUCAGUGUUCCCAGUCCUCGCAGUCACUUCCCUUCUCUUCACAAUGGCUCUCUAUCUCCACUCCCUCUUCUUGGUGGUGUUAUCUGUGCUAGCAAUCACAGGUUCCCUCUUCACGUCCUAUUUCCUCUACAAAGUAGCAUUUCGCCUGACUUUCUUCCCCCUGGUUAACCUUUCGGCAGCGCUGAUUCUCCUGGGAAGUUGCUCCAAUCAGGUUUUGAUAUUUGCCGACUUCUGGAAUCUGCAGCUGUCCCAGAAAAACUCGGCCUCCCUUGAGAAGAGAGUGCACAGGGUUUUGCAGGAAAUGGGCUAUUUGAUUCUAGCGUCAGGGUUGACCUCCAGUGCAGCUUUUUUCUCUGGUUAUCUCAGCAGCAUCACGGCUAUCAGAUGUUUUUCUGUUUAUCUGGGCACCGCCUCUUUAGUCAGCUCUUUCUUGGUGCUGGUGUGGCUGCCGUGCGCUUUCAUCUUGCGUGAGCACUACACAGAGUCCUCUUCUGCAUCCGCCCCACUGCAUGGGUGGAAGCCCUGUUGCGCCAGAAACCCUGUCGGAUUCUGGAAUGAGAGCUCACGCAAGAAAUGCCUCUUCACCUUCGGGCAGAAGCUGAGAGAGCUGAAACGAGGCCUCGCUGACACGUCUAAUUUAGUGUUCCUCAAAAUCCUGCCGUGUGGAGUGGUGAAGUUCCGCUACAUCUGGGUGUGCUGGUUCGCAGUGCUUGCUGCAGGUGGCACGUACAUGUCCUGUUUCGACCCGGGAAUGAAGCUGCCCACCCUUGACAACACAGUCACUCAGCUUUUCCGCUCCAGCCACCCAUUUGAGAGAUACGAUGCCGAAUAUCGUCACAUGUUUAUGUUUGAGAGACAAAUGAAUGGAGAAGAUAGGCCCGUGACAUUGACACUUGUUUGGGGCAUCAAACCGACUGAUAACGGAAAUCCCUUUAACCCGAAUAGCAAUGGCUCUUUGGUUCUAGACCCAGACUUUACAAUGAGCCAACCUGAUGCUCAGGUUUGGUUGAGGGACCUUUGUGGACGUGUGCAAAACCAAAGCUUUUACUCAGCACCGUCCAUUGCGGACAAAGACACGACGAUAGAUAACGUCUGUCUUGUGGACCAGCUCGUACACUGGGUAUCUCUCAGACGGUGCUCAGAGAGUCGUGAUGAACGUCGUCAUUGCUGUAACGACAUCUCCUUCCCAUUCCCUGCUGGCAUCUUUGAGAGCUGCCUGAGUAUGAUGUUGGCAGAGAGGUCUGCUGAGGGACAUUUGAACAAAGGGGGCGGCCUGUACUUCCAGCCAGAUGGCCGCAUCGCCGCACUGGUGCUGGCAUUCAAAACCACCUAUCGCCACAGCUUCAAUUUCAGCCAAACAAGUGUUUUCUACAGAGAAAUCCUGGCGUGGUUUAACAAAGAAAUAUCAGGAGCUCCGCAAGGGCUUGAGAACGGCUGGUUCAUCAGUCAGCUGUCUCUUUUUGACCUACAACAAGCUUUGAGCGCGGAGACAUUAGUGGUAGCAGGCACCUCGGUGUCUCUUACAUUUAUUUUGCUUCUCAUAACCACCUGGAAUAUUCCAUUAAGUGUGUACGGGACUGUAGCUGUGGGUGGCAGUGUGUUUGUCACCGUCGGACUGCUGGUCCUCCUGGAGUGGCAGCUUAGUGGCAUCGAGGCUCUCUUCAUCUCAUCAGCAGCUGGGCUCUCUGUUGAUUUUGUGGCCAACUACUGUUUUUCCUACUGCUUUGCUCCACAUGCAGAUAGAAUAGGAAAAGUAGCACAUUCCACAAAAAGGAUGGGGUGUCCUGUAGCAAUAGUUUCUGGUGCUUUUUUCUGCACCGGGCUUAUCAUGUUGCCUUCGACGGUGCUGCUCUUCAGGAAAUUGGGGAUUUUCCUAUUUUUGGUGAAAUGUGUAGCAUGUGGAUUUGCCACUUUCUUUUUCCAGUCAUUGUGUUGCUUCUUUGGCCCUGAGAGGAACUGUGGCAGGAUUCCACUCCCUUGUUUGUCAGACCCGUCUGGUGGGAUGAUGUCUUCCUGCUCCGGGGCAGAACAAGUCCCCUCGUCCACUAACGGUGCUUUCGACUCAGCUCGAUUUAAAAGGACCUUCAACAAAGCAGGUGGUUACGCAUACCCGAACCAGAAUGCGGGGGAUCAGAUGGUAGCAGGAGGCGGGGCCAGAGAGCCAGAGCAGUACGAGCUGCAGCCUUUGGCCUAUCGACUUAGUGACAGCUUUGAGAACAGCACCUGCACCAGCAAGCUGUCCAACAGACCUUCUGUGCUCUCUGACGAGAUUGAGUACUGCGGGAGCGAUGGGGCCUUGGCAGAGGAAAGUGGGCAGAUUUGCGGUCGUCAAGUACCAGCCGCUCUGCAGACCUCAUCUCCGUACAAAGAGAACCUAACCAGAUAUGUAGGCCCGGCAAAAGAUGACAUGACUCAUGGCAAGAGGUUGUGUAAAUCUUGCCAAGAUUCUUCUAGAACACUGCAACACUGGACCAAUAAAACAUUCUCCUCCUCUUCUAGCAUGAAUGAGACCAUAACAAGCCACACUCUUGAAACCACUGACCAGCCAUGCCUGUGCACAGAUGAGCAAACCGCAGAAGAGAGACUCCUUCAGGCCUCCUCUCAGUCUGUUAGCUCCUGCGAAUUUCUGGAUGAGUCUAAUGAAACGUGUUUAAGCGACAUUGAACCAGGGCCUUCCAGCGCUCAGCCAAAGAAUGAAGAAGCUCAGUUACAACCGGGACACCUGAAUGGCAAAAGAGACACAUUACGUCUCUCGCUCAGGGAGACAGUUUACGAGACUUGCCGCAGCAGUCAGACUGAGGAUAUUGUCAUUUUACCCAACAGCAAGCCGGACUUACCAGACGUUUGGAUAAAGAGAGACGGACAACGAGAGGACAUGCUAUAAUAUAAGCAGAGAUCACAGUGUGUUGAUUGUCUUAAUGUCUUUACACAAGGACUUGCAACAACUAAACAACAGGACAUUGCACUUUCAGAAAUGGACAAAUGUGCAACAGUCCUUUUCAGUAUCAAUGUAAUGCGAUGGUUUUACCUAUAAUUUCAUUCAAAGGAUAGAAAGUGAUUUGUUCCCAUUUCUUUUUUUUCAAG